UUAUCUAACCUCACUACCUCUUUAAUUUUUAUCAGUCACCCUUCCUCCCGUCGAUCAAAAACUAAAACACAUGAUUUCUGUUUUGAUCAGCUGACCUACUUCAAUGUUCAACAGAUUGCUGUCUGCUAUAUUGUUACUUCCUAACCUAAAAACUUAAUUUAUUUUCAUUUGCUUCUUUGCGUUUAAUAGUUUUAUUGCUAAGAAUUUGUUUUACGGUUCAGUAUUUUACUUAUAAAUUGAAUGGGAAAUUCAGAUUCAAAAACUUCCAGCCCAACAUGUAACAGCAGAAGAGAAAGGAAAUCAAAAUCUAUUUACUCCAGCUUUAGCGAUUUUUCAUUGGUGAAUUUAGCAAGUAAUCUUAGUGGACGUUCAUUUGCAAGCGGCGCAACCCAACAUUCCACAACUAGUACAAACAGACCUUGGUCCAGGGUGUCUCGACAUAGAUGGAGACAAUCAACAUUGGAUAAUCCACUCGAAGCAUCAAAGACCGCUUGGCCGGUAUCACACGUUGAGGCCUUAUUUCUUCCCGAAUUCAAAAUCAAGGAGAAAAAUACAUUCAACUUUGAACUUGUUGGAACCAUUGCCAAAGGCGCUUUUGGAAGAGUGUUCAAAGUUUUGAAGGUUGAUAAUGAUGAAGUUUACGCUAUGAAAGUCCUAUCCAAAGCUAGGAUAAUAUCUGAAAAUGCGAUACAACAAGUGAAAGAUGAAGUACGGAUACAAUCCAUGUGCGGGCAUAAUCCUUUCAUCGUCAACUGUCCUUAUUUCUGGCAAACCAGGAAGAAAUUAUUUAUAGUUAGUAAUUUUGUUAGCGGCGGAGAACUUUUGUCUCUAUGUCAAGUGUACGGCUCGUUACCAGAACAACUUGUUGCUAUUUAUGUUGCCGAAAUAGCAUUAGCUUUAGAUUUUUUACACAAUUCGGGCGUUAUUUAUCGCGAUUUGAAGCUGGAAAAUGUCCUUCUAGACGAAGAAGGACAUACUCAACUCAUUGACUUUGGUCUGGCCAAAUGGUUACCCUACAAUAAGAGGACUUCAACAAUAUGUGGAACUCUUCAAUAUAUGGCUCCUGAAAUCCUGAGCGUUGAGAACGGAUACAGCACGCUGUGGACUGGUGGUCAUUGGGUGUUCUUGCCUGUGUGCUGAUUACUUCAAAGUUUCCUCCUGUGGUGAUGAGACGCAUGGCAGAGAUUAACCAGGCCAGAUCUGAAGCUUGCCAAGAAAAUUCAACCAAUGACAAUCUCAAGUCAGAAAGCUGUGAUAAUAUGACAAGAAUCGCUGAGGAAUCCGAAUUAAC
Messenger RNA from Nilaparvata lugens (brown planthopper), 1291 nucleotides. Its product is annotated as serine/threonine-protein kinase S6KL-like. NCBI's taxonomy places the organism in Eukaryota, Metazoa, Arthropoda, Insecta, Hemiptera, Delphacidae. Gene Ontology annotation, biological process: protein phosphorylation. The transcript is spliced from 9 exons. Gene Ontology annotation, molecular function: protein kinase activity; ATP binding. The record is from RefSeq and is a predicted model, not a curated record. The coding region runs from base 241 to 1140 and encodes 299 amino acids.